CAAGCGUGUUUCGCCACUCCAGUCGCACACUCACUAACCGUUAAGCUUUUCUUAUCUUGUGUCCGUCUUGUGAAUUUUUUCUUCUUGUUGUGCCAGUGUAUUGGUAGUUGAGUUAUGAAACGCGUUUGCCGAUCAACAAAAUAAACGUGCGAUUAGAUUUGUUAACGAAACGUGGCGCUUGUUAAACAACAUGCACAUACAUAUGUUAAAUAUUAUAUUACAAUAAAAAGCAUACACAAAACAAAAGUGCCGUCUGCGCCAGCAAAGUUUGCCUAACAAUUAAUAACAGUGUAAAAAUGCAUAUUUAAUAAAUUUUUGCUAUACUUAAGUAUACACACAUAAUACAUAAGGCCAUAUAUACUGCUUCUUUGCAACAGUGCUUCAUUGUGUUUGUGAAAGUUUUGAAAAUAAAAUAAAUAAAUAAAUUUUCUAAGUGCAUACGUGUUGGCGUAUUAUGUGUGGCUAUAUCCACCAAUUUGUUGUUAACUGAUACAGUUAUCUGAUUUUGUUUCGACCACGUUCGGGAAUAUUCUUCUACAUUGCAAAGGACCAAGAACAAUUUCUGAUAGAAAACUGUGUAGUUAGCGGCGACAAAACGGAUAUUUCACGAAGGCUUAGCUAAAUCCUGUGCCAUGAAGGAGAAGAGUAAAAAUGCCGCUCGCACUAGACGUGAAAAGGAAAAUGCGGAAUUCUUCGAACUGGCCAAAUUACUACCACUACCAAGUGCAAUUACAUCACAGUUGGACAAAGCGUCCAUCAUAAGAUUAACAACAUCGUAUCUGAAAAUGCGUCAAGUCUUUCCCGAUGGUCUGGGCGAGGCGUGGGGCACUUCACCGGCAAUGCAACGCGGCGCUAUCAAGGAGCUUGGCUCACAUUUGCUGCAAACAUUGGACGGUUUCAUAUUUGUUGUGGCACCGGAUGGCAAAAUUAUGUACAUCUCCGAAACGGCAUCCGUACAGCUGGGACUCAGUCAGGUUGAACUCACCGGCAAUUCUAUAUUCGAAUAUAUACACAACCACGAUCACGAUGAGAUGAACGCUAUACUCUCACUGCAUCCUUAUAUGUACCAAAAUCCGGAUGCAUUUAUUAAUUCAUUACAUCUACCACAGAGCGGCAAUCCACCCACCGGCCAUGCGAACGUCAUCGGCAGUCCGAAUGGCAGCUAUGGCAAUGAUCGUGGUUCGCAAACGAUCGAAUUGCAAAAAUCCUUCUUCCUGCGCAUGAAGUGUGUGCUGGCGAAACGGAACGCUGGACUCACAACAUCUGGUUAUAAGGUUAUUCACUGCUCUGGCUACUUGAAAGCGCGCAUAUUUCCUGACUAUGGCGACGGUCAUGGCGGUUACAUACAAAAUUUGGGCCUUGUAGCUGUCGGUCACUCUCUGCCUUCGUCUGCGAUAACGGAAAUUAAAUUACACACAAACAUGUUUAUGUUUCGGGCGUGCAUGGAUCUGAAAUUAAUAUUUUUAGAUGCGAGAGUAUCCCAACUCACCGGCUAUGAACCGCAAGACCUCAUAGAGAAAACCCUCUAUCAGUACAUACACGUUGCGGACAUUGGAGCCAUGAGCUGCGCCCAUCAAACGCUGGUAUACAAAGGACAAGUCACCACCAAAUACUAUCGCUUUUUGACGAAGGGCGGCGGCUGGGUCUGGGUGCAGUCGUAUGCGACCGUGGUGCACAACACACGCUCCUCGCGCACUCACUGCAUCGUCAGCGUAAAUUAUGUCCUUAGUGAACAAGAGGCCAAAGACUUGAUUCUCAAUGAAAUACAAACGGGUGUGGUUAAAAGCGAGCCAAUCACCGCUUCGGCUGCGUUGACGCCAUCUUUGCAUGCGGCACACGCAGCUGCCGUCGCCACACACCCGGCGCUAAGCAAUGGCAUUGCCGUUGGCAGUACGGCGAGUUGCGCGGCGCUCAGCGUGAGUCCCAAACUGGACGCUUGUUUUGAGAGUGCUGGCGUACAUCUACCACCUAACGUGCUUACACCGGUGCUGACUGGCGGUAGCAGCAGCAGUGGUGGCGGCGCCGGCAACGGCGUUACGCACAAUAAUAACAACAAUAAUGCCUAUAUGACGGGACAUAUAAUGCACACGCAACUGCCGCACCAUCAGCACGCGCAUCUGCAUGCACAUCCGAACGCGCAUGUGCACACACAUCAUCUGCAUCACGUGCAUCCGCAUGCGCAUUCUCACGAAGUACCGCUACCACCGCAAACGCAACACGAAAACCUCAACUAUACAACGCUCUUCCCGCCGAUCAACGAUCUCGUGGUCACCUCAUCGACGCUCGGUCACGAAAUGCAAUACCCGGACACAACCACCGGCCCCGGAUACUACGGCGGCAGUGUCGGCACGACCAAUAGCAAUAACAACUCUGGCAGUGAACACUACUACUACGAGGCGACGCCUUCAGCCACAUCACUCAAUCGACCGUACUCCGCGAAUUCCAAUAGCUGUUCCAGCAGCGCGGAGAGCGAGCGCCAAAUGUCAACCGGCAAUGCGUCGAUAAUAACGGGCAAUUCGCCGCAGACGACGUACAGCGAGUUGAGUCAUACAUUUGAAUUGCAUUAUUUGUCGGAUAGCAGUUCGCAUCAACAGGCCGCCAUGGCGGGACCACCGACUACACAACAACAGCAGCAACCACAACAACAUCACCUACAACCUAUGGAACAUCAUCAACACACGCAUCAUCACCAAACGCAUCAGCUGCAGCAACAAACCUUGGCGUCUGGUCAUAUUGCCACCCUGCAACAACCAACGACGCCACAGUCUCAGUCACAACAACAACAAAUGGAGCACCAGCAAAUGCAUCAGCAUCAAACGACACUGGUGGCACAUCAACUACAACAGCAUGAGCAUGAACAACUACAACAGCAGCAGCAGCAACAACAACAACAGCAUGAGCAUAUUGCCCGCUCAUUCGCCGUCGCCGUGGAGAAGGGCGUCAGCGUGCAGCCGCAAUACACCAGCGUCAUUGUUGACCCCCAUCAUCAUUAUAUACCCAACGAUUUUGUACAUUAGCAUUUGCUAGCUGGUACGAUCCGCAGGAUCGGUGGCAGUAAAGCACGUGUUGUGCUCUUAUUGGGGGCGCCUUGGGUGUCGUCAUGUUGCUAUGACACAUUGUUGUUGUUAAUUUUAAUAGUUCUAAUUAUUGCUAAUUAAAUUGGACUGAGUCACAAAAAUAUAUACAUACAUAACUAUAUAUAAGUUUCGAUUUAAUCUUUUUGCCAAUUUUAUUUACUCGAAUAUGGUCUGCACUAGCUGAGGAAAAGGCCGCAUACUCAUAGGCUCAAAAAACAGGUACUAUCAUUUACAUAUUAUACAGAAUUUAUUUAUAUACACCAGAAUAGCUAUGAGAUCCCAGCAGUCAUUUUAAAAAGAAGAGGUGGCCAAAAUGUGUAUUUAAGGCAAAUUUUCAUUAGUUAAUUUAAAAUUUUUUCAAGGAUGUUAGUGAUUUCAC
Molecule: messenger RNA, 3456 nt
Organism: Bactrocera latifrons
Lineage: Eukaryota; Metazoa; Arthropoda; Insecta; Diptera; Tephritidae
Gene: sim
Product: protein single-minded
Exons: 10
Coding region: 633-3017 (794 amino acids)
Biological process (GO): regulation of transcription by RNA polymerase II
Cellular component (GO): transcription regulator complex; nucleus; cytoplasm
Molecular function (GO): RNA polymerase II transcription regulatory region sequence-specific DNA binding; DNA-binding transcription factor activity, RNA polymerase II-specific; protein dimerization activity
Source: RefSeq, a predicted model, not a curated record